This is a messenger RNA of Knipowitschia caucasica, 1494 nucleotides long. NCBI's taxonomy places the organism in Eukaryota, Metazoa, Chordata, Actinopteri, Gobiiformes, Gobiidae. The record is from the annotation of a GenBank genome assembly.
AUGUGGAGCCUGGGUGAACCAGCAACAAAAUGCCUGGACCGAAUAAAAGCCCUGUUUGGCGUUGUAAUUGACAAUUGGAACAGCAGUCCACCCCCCUCUAGAGAUACAGUCUAUGUGUCCUCUCUGCCCUCCAGUGCGACAGUGUCCUCUCUGCCCUCCAGUGCGACAGUGUCCUCUCUGCCCUCCAGUGCGACAGUGUCCUCUCCGCCCUCCAGUGCGACAGUGUCCUCUCUGCCCUCCAGUGCGACAGUGUCCUCUCUGCCCUCCAGUGCGACAGUGUCCUCUCUGCCCUCCAGUGCGACAGUGUCCUCUCUGCCCUCCAGUGCGACAGUGUCCUCUCUGCCCUCCAGUGCGACAGUGUCCUCUCUGCCCUCCAGUGCGACAGUGUCCUCUCUGCCCUCCAGUGCGACAGUGUCCUCUCUGCCCUCCAGUGCGACAGUGUCCUCUCUGCCCUCCAGUGCGACAGUGUCCUCUCUGCCCUCCAGUGCGACAGUGUCCUCUCUGCCCUCCAGUGCGACAGUGUCCUCUCUGCCCUCCAGUGCGACAGUGUCCUCUCUGCCCUCCAGUGCGACAGUGUCCUCUCUGCCCUCCAGUGCGACAGUGUCCUCUCUGCCCUCCAGUGCGACAGUGUCCUCUCUGCCCUCCAGUGCGACAGUGUCCUCUCUGCCCUCCAGUGCGACAGUGUCCUCUCUGCCCUCCAGUGCGACAGUGUCCUCUCUGCCCUCCAGUGCGACAGUGUCCUCUCUGCCCUCCAGUGCGACAGUGUCCUCUCUGCCCUCCAGUGCGACAGUGUCCUCUCUGCCCUCCAGUGCGACAGUGUCCUCUCUGCCCUCCAGUGCGACAGUGUCCUCUCUGCCCUCCAGUGCGACAGUGUCCUCUCUGCCCUCCAGUGCGACAGUGUCCUCUCUGCCCUCCAGUGCGACAGUGUCCUCUCUGCCCUCCAGUGCGACAGUGUCCUCUCUGCCCUCCAGUGCGACAGUGUCCUCUCCGCCCUCCAGAGCUCGAGCGUCCUCUCCGCCCUCCAGAGCUCGAGCGUCCUCUCCGCCCUCCAGAGCUCGAGCGUCCUCUCCGCCCUCCAGAGCUCGAGCGUCCUCUCCGCCCUCCAGAGCUCGAGCGUCCUCUCCGCCCUCCAGAGCUCGAGCGUCCUCUCCGCCCUCCAGAGCUCGAGCGUCCUCUCCGCCCUCCAGAGCUCGAGCGUCCUCUCCGCCCUCCAGAGCUAGUGCGUCAUCUCCACCCGAGUCCAUGCCCCCCCCACCAGCCAGCAAAGACACCACAGUUUUGAAAAGAUCAAAGAGAGUCCCAAAAGCGACUGCUAAAAAUGCAGCCAAAAAUAUUUGUGAAGAGUGUAACAAGCAGCAGACAGCAGGAAGUUACCCUAUGUCUAAGAUAAUAAAGAAGCGGGGGAAAAAAGUUCUUGUGGAAUGGCUUCCAUGUGGGACUUGUAAGCGUAUAUGGAAGCCGACUUGGGAGCCUCUUGAGAAUUAUGGACAUUGA